CUGGUCACUUUCACUUUCACAAUGUGUUCAAAAACACUAGGUUCUAAAUCAUUUCUCUGUCCUUCCAUGAAGAACUCAUGCACAGAACACACUGAGUUACACACAUAAAAGGAGGAAACCACUGGAUAGGCACUCAGAAAUCAUGUGACCAGUGACUAAGUUAAAUCUUUCCUACUUAUUGAAAGGGAAGUGUCUGAUAUUAUUUACUUACCCUCUUUACAUUUUUAAACUUUUAGAGGCAUUGAAUCAUGCUACCAUUUAUGCUCUUUUCUACCCUGUUUUCUCCCAUAUUUACUGAGCCUGAAGAGCCCCGCUGGAUCUGCAGCUCCUCAGAUGCAAAUAUUUCAUACACCUACUGUGGGAGGGACUUAAAAAAGUUAUACUUCAAUCUCCAUAUAUCUAUGCGCUCCAUGAAACUGCCAAUACGCAAAGAAGUUAUUUGCAGAGGAUAUGAUGAUAAGUAUUCUUUCUGCAGAGCUCUGAAAGGAGAGACUGUGAAUGCAACAGUGUCCUUCUCCUUCAAGGGAAUACUAUUUGCUAAGGGCCGAUACAGUUGUGUUGCAGAAGCCAUCACUGGGGAUACUGACGAAAGGCUUUUUUGUUUAAACUUUACCAUCGACUCCCUCAUUUAAAUUAGAAUAAAUUGAGAAAACUUUUUAUUUUUUAAAAAUGUUCUUAUUUAAUGUAGUAGAGGGUACCCAUUUUAGGAUCUAUUUUAAUUGGGUAUGGGAAGAUGCAGGACACAGGAAUGACUGUUUUGAAGGAAAAUGUAUUCUGUUGUUAUUUAUUCAAGACAGGAUCUCUUUAUGUAGCCCAGGCUGGCUUUAA
Molecule: messenger RNA, 828 nt
Organism: Fukomys damarensis (Damara mole-rat)
Lineage: Eukaryota; Metazoa; Chordata; Mammalia; Rodentia; Bathyergidae
Gene: Ly96
Product: lymphocyte antigen 96
Exons: 4
Coding region: 249-632 (127 amino acids)
Biological process (GO): positive regulation of lipopolysaccharide-mediated signaling pathway; cellular response to lipopolysaccharide; innate immune response
Cellular component (GO): lipopolysaccharide receptor complex
Molecular function (GO): Toll-like receptor 4 binding; lipopolysaccharide binding; lipopolysaccharide immune receptor activity
Source: RefSeq, a predicted model, not a curated record